AUGGCGAGACAAUUAAUACAAAAAACUGCGCAAGUACUUGAUGGGCAAUCUGGUAUUCUAGGCGAUUUAAAAGAUAACAAUUUUCUUGAUGCUGCAUGUUGUCAGAAAUCAGAUCACACUUAUUUCGUAAUUUCAAAUGGAUUGUUAUGUAUGUUCACAGAAGAUAGAUUAAUAGACAAGUGG
This is a messenger RNA of Dentiscutata erythropus, 183 nucleotides long. The record is from the annotation of a GenBank genome assembly. NCBI's taxonomy places the organism in Eukaryota, Fungi, Glomeromycota, Glomeromycetes, Diversisporales, Gigasporaceae.